CGCCCCUCUCCCGAGAGCUACGCGGCGGUGGAGCGGAGGCCUCGUGCCGUAACGGCCAUCGCGGCGGCCGCGGCGGUGUCCCGGUUCCCUCCCUCAGAUUCUGUAAGAAACCUUAACGAAGUAGGAAAGAAUGAAGUUAAGGAGAAUUUUCUAACCCCAUCUUGGGUGGUGAGCGAAGGACCUCAAUGUCCGGUCAAAACGGAUGUUGCGUGUUUUGUUUUGUUUUGAAAGUUGAAGGCAAGACCCUCCACCAACAAAAAGGUUAUGACUUACUUAAUUUCAGUAUUUACUUUAUUUCAUUGGUCUGGAACUGAACCCACAGUAUCUCCAAGUGCUGAAGCUACUGAAAGAUGGCAGAAGAAGUGGUGGUAGUAGCCAAAUUUGAUUAUGUGGCUCAACAAGAACAAGAGCUGGACAUUAAGAAGAAUGAGAGAUUAUGGCUUCUGGAUGAUUCUAAGUCUUGGUGGCGAGUUCGAAAUUCCAUGAAUAAAACGGGGUUUGUGCCUUCUAACUAUGUGGAAAGGAAAAACAGUGCUCGGAAAGCAUCUAUUGUAAAAAACCUAAAGGAUACCUUAGGCAUUGGAAAAGUCAAAAGAAAACCCAGUGUGCCAGAUUCUGCAUCUCCUGCUGAUGAUAGCUCUGUUGACCUAGGGGAACGUCUUUAUGACCUCAACAUGCCUGCAUAUGUGAAAUUUAACUACAUGGCAGAGAGAGAGGAUGAAUUAUCAUUGAUAAAAGGGACGAAGGUGAUCGUCAUGGAGAAAUGCAGUGAUGGGUGGUGGCGUGGUAGCUACAAUGGACAAGUUGGAUGGUUCCCUUCAAACUAUGUAACUGAGGAAGGUGACAGUCCUUUGGGUGACCAUGUGGGUUCUCUGUCAGAGAAAUUAGCAGCAGUCGUCAAUAACCUAAAUACUGGGCAAGUGUUGCAUGUGGUACAAGCUCUUUACCCAUUCAGCUCAUCCAAUGAUGAAGAACUUAAUUUUGAGAAAGGAGAUGUAAUGGAUGUUAUUGAAAAACCUGAAAAUGACCCUGAGUGGUGGAAGUGCAGGAAGACCAAUGGAAUGGUUGGUCUGGUGCCAAAAAACUAUGUUACCAUUAUGCAGAAUAAUCCUUUAACCUCAGGUUUGGAACCAUCACCUCCACAGUGUGAUUAUAUUAGGCCUUCACUCACUGGAAAGUUUGCUGGCAAUCCUUGGUAUUAUGGGAAGGUCACCAGGCAUCAAGCAGAAAUGGCAUUAAAUGAAAGAGGGCACGAAGGUGAUUUCCUCAUUCGUGAUAGUGAGUCUUCGCCAAAUGAUUUCUCAGUAUCACUAAAAGCACAAGGGAAAAACAAGCAUUUUAAAGUCCAGCUAAAAGAGACUGUCUACUGCAUUGGGCAGCGUAAAUUCAGCACCAUGGAAGAACUUGUAGAACAUUACAAAAAAGCACCAAUUUUUACAAGUGAACAAGGAGAAAAAUUAUAUCUUAUCAAGCAUUUAUCAUGAUACUGCUGACCAGAAGUGACUGUUGCACAGCUCUAAUUCGUCAUGUAACUGAAGACUGAGAAAACGUCAGUACAAUCAUGCUUGAUUGGAUAUUGCUGUUUCUAACUCUACAUGAGAAUUGACUAUAAUACAUAAGUAUUUUUAUUAUAACUCAGCCCAUACAUAUAUAUACUAUGUAUGCAACCCAUCUGCAUAAGCAAUUUCUUUUCCUUGGUCUUCUGUGUUAUUGUUUUCUUUACUAUUUUUCUCUUUGCUUCUAAUAUUAAGGUUUUAUAUCUUGAGAAAAUGAUGCAGAUCGAAUGUCUUUAUAUGGAAGAAUUUCUUAUAUUGCCUUUUCUUUAUUUCCUUGUAAGGACACCAUAUUAGUCACUUCCUCAAUGGUUUUUCUUCAUGUAAAAUUAUAUCAAUAUAUGGCAUAUGCUAAAAUAAAUUUCUUGGAGAGUGUUAA
This is a messenger RNA of Phyllostomus hastatus (greater spear-nosed bat), 1932 nucleotides long. It is a transcript of the gene NCK1, whose product is annotated as NCK adaptor protein 1. Gene Ontology annotation, molecular function: ephrin receptor binding. NCBI's taxonomy places the organism in Eukaryota, Metazoa, Chordata, Mammalia, Chiroptera, Phyllostomidae. The transcript is spliced from 6 exons. The record is from RefSeq and is a predicted model, not a curated record. Bases 351 to 1484 code for a protein of 377 amino acids. Gene Ontology annotation, biological process: positive regulation of translation in response to endoplasmic reticulum stress; negative regulation of endoplasmic reticulum stress-induced eIF2 alpha phosphorylation; positive regulation of endoplasmic reticulum stress-induced intrinsic apoptotic signaling pathway.